Messenger RNA from Closterium sp. NIES-67, 399 nucleotides. Lineage: Eukaryota; Viridiplantae; Streptophyta; Zygnematophyceae; Desmidiales; Closteriaceae. The record is from the annotation of a GenBank genome assembly.
AAGUAACUUGUCUACACUUCAAAACACAGGAAUAGAGAGAGAGAAGAGAGAGAGAGAGGAGAGAGAGAGAGAGAGAGAGAGAGAGAGAGAGAGAGAGAGAGAGAGAGAGAGAAGAGAGAGAGAGAGAGAGAGAGAGAGAGAGAGAGAGAGAGAGAGAGAGAGAGAGAGAGAGGAGAGAGAGAGAAGAGAGAAGGAGAGAGAGAGGAGAGAGGGAGAGAAGAAGAGAGAGGAGAGAGAGAGAGAAGAGAGAGAGAGAGAGAGAGAGAGAGAGAGAGAGAGAGAGAGAGAGAGAGAGAGAGAAGAGAGAAGAGAGAGAGAGAGAGAGAGAGGAGAGAGAGAGAGAGAGAUAGAGACAUUGAGAGAGAUAUAGAGAGAGAUAGGGAGUAACGUGAGAUUGAA